Messenger RNA from Pestalotiopsis fici W106-1, 954 nucleotides. RefSeq lists its product as uncharacterized. Bases 1 to 954 code for a protein of 317 amino acids. NCBI's taxonomy places the organism in Eukaryota, Fungi, Ascomycota, Sordariomycetes, Amphisphaeriales, Sporocadaceae. The transcript has 2 exons. Gene Ontology annotation, cellular component: cytosol. The record is from RefSeq and is a predicted model, not a curated record.
AUGGGACCUGUCCCGCUAACCUGGGGCUGCGCCUCAGUGCACUCUGACGGGGCCUUCCCCACUACGAGCGCUAUAGACGAGCUUCUCACCACGCUGCAAGAGCUCGACAUCAAGCAUCUGGACAGUGCACAGCUCUAUGGCGACUGCGAAGUCCUCCUCGGCCAGGCCGGCGUCGCAAAGUACAACUUUGCCAUUGACAGCAAGACGCCAGGCGGGUUCGUGCCGGGCUCGCUGCAGCCAGAGCGACUGCUGGCCGAUUUCCACACGACACUCCAAAACCUCGGCGUUGCGCACCUCGACACCUUUUUCAUCCACGCGUCGGACCCAACGACGCCAAUGGAGCCGGCCCUGGAGCAGCUUGACGUGCUGCACCGUGCAGGCUACUUUGCGCGCCUGGGGCUGUCCAACAUGCAGGCCGACGAGGUUGUAGCCAUCCACGGGCUCUCUACCCGGCGCGGAUGGAUUGUUCCCAGUGUCUACCAAGGCAACUACUCGGCGUUUGCGCGACGCCAAGAGACGGAGCUGUUUCCGACGCUGCGCCGGCUGGGCAUGUCCUUUUCAGCGUACAGUCCGCUAGCCGGCGGAUUUCUAGCGCGGAGAAGUGCUGGCGAGCUCUCGGCGCCAGAAACUGGAGGUCGCUUUGCUGUCGAUCCGGCAGACCCCGAGGGUUCACGGCCGCAGUUGGUUGAGGCGCUGGCCGAGUGGGGUCGCAUCGCUGAUAGCGCUGGUUGCAGCUGUCCGGCCGAACUGGCGUUUCGGUGGGUGGUCUGGAAUUCAGCGCUGGAGCCCGCAAUUGGUGAUCGCAUCACCUUGGGUGCCAGAGGUGUGCAACAGCUUCGUCAAACGGCGGGCUGGGUGACAAAAGGAAGCCUAGAUGCAGAGACGAUUGCCAGGAUUGACAAACUGUGGAAGCAGAUCGAAAGUGUUGCACCAUUAGACAAUAAGCACUUGUAG